Messenger RNA from Symbiodinium natans, 552 nucleotides. The record is from the annotation of a GenBank genome assembly. Lineage: Eukaryota; Dinophyceae; Suessiales; Symbiodiniaceae.
AUGAGGCGCUUUCCACUGGAGUUCCUCUUCGAGCGAUGCCUGAAGGAGAAAGAGAAAGAAGCCGAGACCCUGCCCGUCUUCCCUUUCCAGCACCUGCUGAUGUCGAUCCCGGCUCCGGGAGUGGCCGACAGCAAGCCGAGCCCUCUGGAGUUUGCCAAGUCCGCUGCAUCUACCUACGACACGGCCCUCAUCAAGCUCAACGGUGCUCGCCAGGGAGGAUCCAGGCUGCUCGCCUUCACCACUACCUGGAUGCUCGUGGCUGAGCUGUCGCCGCCUGACGUCGGAAGUCCUGAGCAUGAGGUGUGGCUCCGAUUGCCACCGCCACAUCCCUGCGCCUUAUGCGGCUUCGUGAUCUGCCCGCCGGUGGAGAGCUGCUUCCCUGAAACGGCGGGAGGACAGCUGAGCCAGAACAAGCUCGUCUCCAACCGCGCAGAGGAGGAAGGAAUUGCUGCCGACGCCCCUGACUUCGAGCAGCUUGCGAAGCAGGUUCGCAUCUCCUCACAGAUCUACACGCGGCCAGCGGAGACAGUGGGCUAUUGGGUGAAGAAGUGA